ACGACUCUCCUCAGCUCGUACUGAAACACCAGGGGGAGGAACUUUGACCAGCGCUAGUUAGCUACCAGCUAGCUGCUCUCUCUAUUAUUUUCUUAUUUUGUGUGCUGUUGCAUAUGCAGAGCAAUGUGGUUUAUUUAUUUACUGAGCUGGCUGUCGCUGCUCAUCCAGAUAUCCUUCGUCACGUUAGCAAUAGCUGCUGGCCUCUACUACUUGGCUGAACUAAUAGAAGAGUACACAGUAGCCACCAGCCGAAUAAUAAAGUACAUGAUACUGUUCUCUACAGGGGUGCUGGUAUGCCUCUAUAUGUUUGAAGGCUUUCCAAUGUUGAUGGUGGGAGUCGGCCUCUUCACAAACCUGGUUUAUUUUGGACUCCUGCAGACCUUCCCCUACAUACUUCUGAGCUCCCCAAACUUCAUCCUCUCCUGUGUGUUGGUGGUGGUGAACCAUUACAUGGCCUUCCAGUACUUUGCACAAGAGUAUUACCCAUUCUCAGAGGUGCUUGCCUACUUCACCAUCUGCCUGUGGGUGAUCCCCUUUGCCUUCUUUGUGUCGCUGUCUGCAGGAGAAAAUGUUCUCCCGUCCACCAUGCAGCAAGGAGAUGAUGUAGUAUCUAAUUACUUCACCAAGGGCAAACGGGGGAAGAGGUCUGGGAUCCUCCUGGUGUUCUCUUUCCUGAAGGAGGCAGUGCUGCCCAGCCGACAGAAAAUGUACUGAGGGCUUGAGAGUCUGGGGCGCUGCCUCGGGGACGGUGGGGACCUGCGAGUACGUGUUGAAGAUCAAAGGGGAAGCAGGAAGGACAGUGGAAAUUGUUUCUGGAUGGGACUAAAACGACGCUGUGGCCAAAUGGGGAAGAAAGGCAUGUUAAGAAAUAAAUAACUUGAAAAAGGACGGACCAAUGAACAGAUCAGAGCUUCCUGCUGGACGAGCCCGGCGAGUUUACCCAGGCCACGUCUGUCUGUCUUUGUCUUUCUGUCUGUACUGACUGCCAGCAACACCCACCAGAGACCUCUUUGUGGGGAUCCUAUGUGUAGCGUGAUGCUUUCAUGUCAAGUUGGACUCAUUUUUUAAAGCUUUAGUAAUAAAAUAUCUACACGUGGGGUUUAAAAAAUAACAACCAGAGAUAAAUACUUGUUUUUCCUUUCUGUCGUACGUGUGUCAAAGGCCUCACACUUCAUCUGAUUCCAUACACAGAGUAGUGUUAAAGAUAGGAAGAAAUUCUGAUGAAGAGGAUUUCCUAGAUAUGAGGCAGAUCAGAGGUACUUUAUGAUUAAUUGCUGCUGUCCAAACUUGGAUUUUGGUUUAAAAAAAAAUGGCAUAUUAGUUGCUACAGGUCGCCAAACAAACAUUUUAAUUAGAUUACUUGAAAUGAAGAAGGACAAACUGUGGAGAAGUCCUGCUCUGUUUUACAAAGUAUGACAUGGUAUAAACAAUAUCCCGCCUGGCAUAUAAUAUCUCAGAAAAUGAAUUCAGCAAAGGCACUUGUGAAGGGUCACUUUUAACUAUUGAAGUGAGCUACGAGGCACAUUUCCUGCACUGGAUCUCAGCAUGCUCAUCAGCAUUUGGCCACAGAAACAAUAAGAUUUCAUGUGCUUCUACUCAUAAACCACCAGCACUACAUAUUCCUUUGUUUGUUUUGUUUUUGUUUUGGACUGUUUGUAAGAAUUUAAACUGACAUACCUGACAUCAAAGAGAAAUGUAAACACUUGUAGAGAUCAAACUUUUGCAGUGACUUUUUUUAAGCUCACUGCUGUUGGGGAGAAAAGCUGCUCAGUGUGGUAUAAAGAGACAAACAUUAAAAAGGAUAAAAUUCCUUUUAUCAAUUCCCCAGUGUGAUUCACUGCAGGCUGAUAUGCUCGCAGCUGUGUAAUUAAAAGAGUUUAGUGAAAUAACUUUGGAUUAAAUGGUUAUUUUUUUACAGGCUGAAAUAAAGGGGACAGAAACACUUA
This is a messenger RNA of Neolamprologus brichardi, 1946 nucleotides long. It is a transcript of the gene tex261, whose product is annotated as testis expressed 261. The record is from RefSeq and is a predicted model, not a curated record. Gene Ontology annotation, molecular function: COPII receptor activity. Gene Ontology annotation, cellular component: Golgi membrane; endoplasmic reticulum membrane; COPII-coated ER to Golgi transport vesicle. Gene Ontology annotation, biological process: endoplasmic reticulum to Golgi vesicle-mediated transport. NCBI's taxonomy places the organism in Eukaryota, Metazoa, Chordata, Actinopteri, Cichliformes, Cichlidae.